AUGACAUGGGUGGAUGCCAAUAACUAUUGUAACUCUAGACUUGUUAUGGAUUUGAAAGGAUACCUGGUAACGAUCACAACGAAUGAGGAGAAUGACUUUAUCGAUAGAAUGACCAGACAACUAUGGUCACCAUUAUGGAGAAGUUAUUGGAUAUCAGGCCUUAGCAAGUCACGUCCUGACAGAGACUUUGGAAUAUAUUACUACAGCUCAGGUCCAGAAUCUGGCACACUCAUGUACGAUGUUUACACAGACAAGUGUACAACUUUUUGUAACUUUGAUGCUAGUGAACCAAACCUACAACCUGAUGAUAAUGAGAUAUAUCUAAUGUCUUAUCAUUCUCUCAAUGGAUCUUGGAACAAUAUUGAAGGUCCCAAAACUAUGUUCUAUUUUGUUUGUGAAUAUGGAGGACUCCAAGACCCAUAUAUCCCACCGAUCCGAAUUGGUGCCGAUCAAGUGAUCAACAUUACAAACUACUCUGGAAUAGACUUUAAAAUACCAAUAGAUAUUGAGUUCACCAAACGAUCAACUGGUGAGAAGGUCAAUUGUACAAAUCCAGUUGGAUCAAGUUAUGGUGGAAUCUAUUGUAUAUUAGACAAGUCAGGUUCAGGUUCAUACAACGUUCGGAUUACCAAUGGUCAGACUAUCUUGAACACAACAUUCCAAUAUCGACCACCAAGGAUAACAGUAAUCUAUCCAGAAUUCAACUCAACUGGAUAUGUUAGUUUGACAAAAGGAUCAACUUUGACAGUAUCUGGUGAUAACUUUGCCUCUGAUUCAUUGAUGUCGAUACACUUUGCCGAUGGUACCAACUGUGCCAAUAUCUCAACAAUCAAGACAGGAGUACUCAAGUGUACUUUGGACAAAGAUAUCCUUAAUAUUGAAAACUCCAUACUUCCAAUCACCAUUAUUGCCGACUCAAUCUAUGGACAAUCAAUCAAACCUGCCUUUGGUUUGUGUCUUGUUGGAAACCAAACAACUCAUUCAAUGACUCGUUGGAUUAUAUUCAUCGAAUGGCAGUUGAGGGGCUUGGUGGAUACAUGA
Messenger RNA from Acytostelium subglobosum LB1, 1041 nucleotides. RefSeq lists its product as hypothetical. NCBI's taxonomy places the organism in Eukaryota, Evosea, Eumycetozoa, Acytosteliales, Acytosteliaceae. Bases 1 to 1041 code for a protein of 346 amino acids. The transcript is spliced from 4 exons. The record is from RefSeq and is a predicted model, not a curated record.